This is a messenger RNA of Metopolophium dirhodum (rose-grain aphid), 1663 nucleotides long. Its product is annotated as ring canal kelch protein-like. Bases 224 to 673 code for a protein of 149 amino acids. The transcript has 6 exons. The record is from RefSeq and is a predicted model, not a curated record. Lineage: Eukaryota; Metazoa; Arthropoda; Insecta; Hemiptera; Aphididae. Gene Ontology annotation, molecular function: protein binding.
ACAGAAUUUAUUCUGUGGCUGAGGCAUGAAAAAAAUAAAAAUAUUCACAUGGAGAUAAAUAUGAUGUAUCAAUACACCUUGGUUGCACCUAGAGAGCCUAGAUAAUAAUAUAAAGGCUCUCUAGUCUCCAGUUGCACCCAAAAAGAGGUUGAACAAUCACAAUUUUUUACGGGCAACGAAGAAGUGUGCGGAAUCAGCUAAUAGUUUCAUUCCCAAAACAGAAAUGGAUGAAAAUGAUUUACAACAUUUGCCAUGUGAAGGUGAUCGAAAGAGUGUUUUGAAAUUUAAAAGAUGUGAACCAAAACAAUUUAUCUCUCUCGCUGCAGAAGUAUUUGGGGUCCUGCAAUCUUUUCGCAGAGAUGGAGUGUUUUGUGAUAUUAAGUUGGAAACAGACGAUGGAACAAUAGUUGUUGGACAUAAAUUUGCUUUACUAUCAGCUAGUCCAUAUUUCAGGGCUAUUUUCACUAGCUUUGAAGAAAGUAAUAAAGAUCAUAUUAAUAUGAAAGAAUUAGAUUCCACCAUUUCGCAACUCUUGAUAAAUUAUAUUUACACUGGAGAAAUAAUUGUCAACGAAGAACAUGAACAGGGUUUCUUAGCAUCUACAAAUCUCAUACAGCUAGACUACAUAAUAGCCUCAUGUGAAGGGUUUUUACAAACACAGCUAAAUCCUUAAAAUUGCCUUGGAAUCAGAGCACUUGCUGACUUACAUAACUGUACAGAAUUUAUGUCCAGUUCUCAUGCCUAAACAGUUUUUGUAUGAUAAACAUAACUGUUCUGACCUUACUGUUCCAUUUGAAGAAAAUGUAUUUUAAAGUGUUAUGAAUUGGAUAAAACAUGAAAUAGGUUGUAGAAAACAUUUUUUGCCAGAUUUAAUGGAACAUGUAAGAUUGCCAUUAAAUUCAAAACCAUAUGAGUCUGUAUGUAUCAGACAAUGUAAUCGAAGAGUCUCUCCUAAAAAACCACCGACAAAUUGCAAAAAAGUGGUAAAAACGGGAUUUUAAUUUCUAACGCUUUGUUUAUCACCAUAAAAAUGAAUAAAAAAUAAUAAUUUUAUUAUAAUAUUAAUUCAACUUCAGACUAUAAUAAAUAUUAACGAUAUAAAAUAUCCAGACCGACAAACCGUCUCCGCUUAGAAUUGUUUUUAUUAUACAAUGAUAUUAUAUCAUUGAAUUCAUGUUGAAUACAAUAUAUUAUACAUUGACCCACUUGUAACCUACUUAACAGCAAAGCGACUUCCACUUACCCACCUUUUUUUAUUCUUUUAUUCUAUUUUAUGAUUAUUGUAUAUUAUGAUCAUUUAAUAAGUUAAAUUAAUUAUUACAGCUCCAUUUUGAACAGUCAAUUUGAAAAAAAUCAUGCUGUUGGUUGGAAAAAAUUAAAACCAAAUGCUGUUCUGACAUUAUUCAAUGUCCCCAAACCUUCACCACAAUUUGACAUAGUGCCUUAACAAAAAUGGUAUAUUAUGUUUGUUAAAAUAGAUUGUCACAGUGUUCACGCCAUAGAACACAACACCAUGAUGAGUAUAAUUGACGACGGCGCACCGGCUACCGAUUUCACAGACCAUAAUUUUUUUUAUUUCAAUAGAUAUAAUAAUAUAUUGUCUAUGGUUUUUUAAUACACAUCGUAUGCCUUUAGCAAUAAAUACAUACAUUUAUAUAACAUU